Molecule: messenger RNA, 1047 nt
Organism: Sycon ciliatum
Lineage: Eukaryota; Metazoa; Porifera; Calcarea; Leucosolenida; Sycettidae
Exons: 1
Coding region: 1-1047 (348 amino acids)
Source: RefSeq, a predicted model, not a curated record
AUGACUGCACGUGGAUUUGCUGAUUGGGAGGAGAGCCAGUACAAACACAACUUUCGCAUGGGACGCGAGGCGUUUUGGAGACUCCACGUUCUUGUGGGGAACUCUCUGACCAGGCAGGACACGCACAUGAGGAAGAGUGUGUCGUCGAGCAAACGUCUUGCAAUUACACUGCAUUGGUUUGCCCAUGCUCCCUCCUAUGCCCAGCUUGCAUUGUUGUACGGAGUGGGAAAAACCACUGCCGUCCACAUUGUGCACGACACUGUCAAUGUGUUUGUAACGGAGUUGGUACCAAAGACCAUUGCAUUCCCCCAAGGGCCAGAGUUAACGAGAGUGAUGGCGGAUUUCCAAGACUUGUGUGGGCUACCCUACUGUGGGGGAGCGAUCGACGGCACUUUCAUGGAGAUUGAGAAGCCUGUAGCCCAUGGCGAUGUUUAUUGGUGCUACAAAAAAUAUCCAGCCAUAAUGAUUCUCGGAACUGUUGACGCCAGAGGCAUCUUCAUCAACGUGAACUGUGGCAGACCUGGCUCUGUUGGAGACGCAGCAACCUUUGCAGCAUCUGCACUGAGGCAAAAGAUAGUGGACAAGGUGUGGUUGGUCAGCGAUCCGUUGCCAAUCGGAGGCAUGGCGAUCCAGCCAUACCUUGUAGCUGAUUCCGCUUUUGCCCUCAACACGUUCACGAUGAAAUGCUUCUCUACCCCUGUCGCUCCUCAGCAGCAGUCAUUUAACUACCGCCUCAUUCGCACCCGCAGAGUAGUGGAACAAGCUUUUGGGAGACUGAAAGGCCGGUUCCGCAUCUUGGUGCAUAGCAGCAUCAGGAAUCCUAGAUUCGCUGCUGAUGUUGCUGUGGUUGCGUGCUCGCUGCAUAACUUGUGCGAGCGCUGGAGCUGUCCGUUUGAGCAGCAGUGGACGAUAGAUCCAGCGCAGUACGCUGCACACCAUCCUGGACAGGAUGAGCAUGCGAAUGCGGAGAGAGAGGCAGGUGGUGAUGGUGUCCGCAACGCCAUUGCUGCGUACACACAUGCCAAUUUCCCCUUGCAUCAGGUUUAG